AACCGGAAACCGGCUUCUCUCUUCCCCGGUCCCUUUGGUUUUUUCCAUUUCCUUCCGUACAUUCAAACCUUUCUUCGAUACACUCGAGUUCACAGAAAGUGAGUAUCCCCCAAAAUUUCUCUCUGAAUCCCAACAGAUCACCAUACUCAGAAUCCAAAACCCUAGGUCCGACAUUCACAAUCAUAGAUACAGUUUUCUAGAGAGAGAAAAAUUGUUGAUUUUCAGAUUAGAGUGUAUUUGUAUGAGAGAGAGAGAAUUCUGAUUGGAGCCCUAGAAAUCCGCAGCAGUGAUGGCGUCGUCGAAGGUGAUGGCGUCUUCGACUUCGAGAAAUUCGGAUCAAAGACGAAGGUCUUCGUCUUCAGCAUCUACAAAAUCCUCAUCGAUCUCCGAUCUCCACAACCACAAAAAUCACAACAAUAACAAAAUCAACAACAAAAACAUAAACAAUUUAGGCUCAAUGACCGUCGAUGGCCUUUUGAGGAACGUCUAUGGCGACAAUCAACCCGCAGACAACACAUUGCUCGACGCCGAGAUCACUUUAUUGGAUGCCGCCGGAGCUGUGACGGCGAUCAGCGAUAACGACGGCGGAGAGGCUCCGACGAUGACGAACAAGACGGUGGAUGAUGUGUGGAAGGAGAUCGUGGCUGGCCGGAGUGUGAGGAGGGAGUGUAAGCAGGAGGCUCCGGAUGAGAUGAUGACUUUGGAGGAUUUUCUGGCGAAGGCUGAGGCGGUGGAGGAGGAGGAGGAUGUGAAGGUGGAGCCGGUGGUGGCGCCGGUGGAGAGAUUGAGCGGAGGGAUGUUUGCGUUUGAUCCGAUGCCGCCGUUGAGUUCGUUUCAAUCACAGCAAAGUGUUGAUAGCGUGAUAGGGUUUGGAAAUGGAGUGGAUGGGAUUGGAGGGAGAGGGAAGAGACGAGCUGUUUUGGAGCCCAUGGAUAAGGCUGCUCAGCAGAGACAGCGGAGGAUGAUUAAGAACAGAGAGUCUGCGGCCAGGUCGAGGGAGCGAAAGCAGGCUUACCAAGUUGAACUAGAAUCUUUAGCUGUGAAAUUAGAGGAGGAAAAUGAAAAGCUGCUGAAAGAGAAGGUAAAAUCAUAUAAUAUUUGAGAAUGAUCUAGAAUUGUUUUUGCCUGUUAGGCCUAAUUUCUAAAUAAUUGGAAAUUGUUGAAUAGUAUUGGUGAGUAUGUUAAUAAGUUUGGGGUUUAUUUGUUGGAUUUAUUUCAUUUUGAUGUAACACAUUGCUAAAUUGCUAAAGCAGAAUAGGCUUUUACAAACAAUUGGAUGAAGCGAUAUUUCAUUAAUGAUUAGAACUUUCCUGGCCAUCUAAUUAGAGGAUGUCAUGUAGCAAUCAUGUUCAAUAAUGAAGUUAGAUUUUACGUUUGCUUUUGGGCCUCGCAUAUUUAUUUGAGAUGCAUGUGCUUCCCGACAAGAACUGUCAUUUCAGCUUGUCAAAACUUACUUCCUCAGAUAAAGAGUUCUAUCAAUUACAAUGGAAACCAACACAAUUUUUCUUAUUUGGUCAUGUCACUAGUCUACUUUAACCAAAACUGAACCAUCUUAAUCAGUAUUCUCUAAUAAUCUAUUUGUCAUGUUAUUGUUGCAUCUGGUACGGCCGUUUGCUGCCCUAUCUUCAAUAUUCUCAUUUGCCUCAAUAUCCUCUUGCUUCUUACCUGUAACUUAUGGAUACGUCAUUUCUUGCUUGCCAUAUUUCUUUCUUUUAUAUUUGUACUUCUUGGUUGCUUGAAAUUAUGUGACGCAAAGCCUAGUUGUUUUUAUUAGAUGUAGGAUGAUGUUACUAAAAUUUUGAGGGGUAUCCACUUGUUUUAAAAGGAGUUUCUUUGGUGCGCUACAAGGCGAGAUGCACCCAAAAUGCAUCGAAGCAUUGAAGUUUAAGUGAUUCACCUAUUAUGUGUACACCUUUAUGAUAACACAUUUGCCUCGUGUAAAAAAAGCCGAACCUUUCGUGCAUAACGUGUUAAGACGUACAAAUGAAAAUUGCAAGUGAAUCGUCUAGUUCAUGAGACAAAGCGGUUUGAAUCAGUUAAAACUACUGAAAUUGUGCUAAACCAGGUGGUUUGAACUGCAUAAAAGCUCAUCAUUAUGUUGUGCAAAGUAACCCAACAUAUGCUGCCCACGUGUCCAACAGGUGUAGUAAUCCAUAGCCUUUUACCUCAUACAUCUUCGUCUCUUGCUUGAUGUGGGACUCCAAACAAAAUCUAAGUUUCAUAACUUGUUUUUAUUGUGUAAUAAUGUUUGCCUCAAAAGGCAUGUAAACCAGCGAUGUGGGAUUCAUUACAACUUUUUUUGUCUUUUUGUUUUUCUUGGUGACUGAUCAAUUGACCUGAACAAGAUUGGUGAAUUACGUCUAUAUACACAUUGAAAAAACGUGAGAAAUAUCAAUCUAUUAAUUAAAAAUAAAAUGUGAAAAAAUAUCAAGUAAAAAUGCACCUAUAUUGAUAUAUUAAUUAAAGCAUUCGGAUCCUCUGGAGUCUGUGUUUCCUGCAGUUUUUGUGGAGUGAACAAAAUGACAUCAUUUUACUUUCAAGACCAAAAAAAUAAAAUAAAUAAAAAUAAAAACAGAACGUAGAGAAAGAGGAGAAGACUGCUAGAAAUCUGCUGGAAGAGGCAGACUGCCGGAGCAAUCUACAUCACCAACCCCAGCCUUGCCAGCCGACCUCUUCCUCCUCGUUCUACGCAGUCUGCCGCCUCCAUUCUCUCCUCCUUGUCCUUCGCUUCUUUGGUGUGACCUUAAGGUCCAUAACGGAAUGGCCCCACUCCACCUCCGCUGGUGCCCCACUCUGCCAGAGAAUCUGUCUCUUGUGCCUCUCUGUGCCUCCUCCUCCUUAUUCUUCCCCCAACUCCCUAGAUCUAGGGCUUUCAAAGAUCAAUUUGAAUACAUACAUAUACACAUAUACAUCUAUAUGUAUAACUUUCUCACAUCACCACCAGAUUUGAACAAUUUUUUAUAUUGUGAAAGGAGGCGUAGUGCUAGACGAACUGAGUACAGUCGGCGCCGCUGUUUCUGAAAACCUAGGUUUUUCAGAUUGGGGGAAGAAGAAGGAGAAAAAGAAGAAAAAAAAGGAGAAGGACGGGGAGGAGAGAAGGGGUGCAGAAGAAGGCAUAGAAGGGAUGGAGGAGGAUAAGCGCAAGGAGAAGGACGGCCGGAUAUGGCUCUGGCGGCAGUAGGUGAAGGAGUGGCCACCGGCGUCUACCUCUCUCUUUCGUCCUUCAUUCUGCGUUCUCUUAACCUUUUUUUUUUCUUCUACCUUGAAGUAAAAUGACGUCAUUUUGUUCACUUCACAAAAACUGCAGGAAACGAUGUCAUUUUGUUCUCUUUAACUCUUUUAUUUAUUUAUUUAUUUAAUUUUUAUUUAAGUAAUACAGUAUUUAAAAAAUAUAAAAUAAAAAUUCAAAACAAAUGGUUUAUGCCUCAACACCUCUGGACUUGUCUCACGACGGGUAAAAAGCAUCUCUCCUUGUGCAUUCGCCUUUGAAAACUUCACUCUCUGAUAAUUUUGGUUCUCUGUUUCUCCUAUAUCUGCACUGCACCAAUACUUGCCAUCUUGAGUCACUAUGACAAGAAGGAAAUAUUGCAUAGACCACAAAAGAAUUUAGUGAACCAAGAAUGUAGUCAAAUGUGGUGAUUCAGUGGUGUCCUUUCUCCGUGGAUAUAAUUCUUGUAGUUAAAUAUGGUGAUUCAGUAGUUAAAACUUUACUUUCUUGGUUCACGAUACUGCAUGGUAACUUAUGAAGUGUAUUUGUUGGCAAUUUGUAUGCUGAAGACCAAAGAAGCUUUUGUUUGUGACUCAUGAAAUUUUAUUUUGCAACUGUUCAUGUCCUGUCCAGCUUCUUCUAAUGGAGUAUAAAUGAAUUGCAUUUGGAUUACGAGCAAGUACUUAAGCUGAAGAAUGAAUAUGAGCCUUGUUAAGUUUCAGUUAGUUAGGGAAAUGGUUUUUGCUAAAAAAAAGUGGUUAACCAUGAAAUUUUUUGUUCCUACAUGGACUGUAGGUCUGUAUUUGUCAAUGAAUUGGGGAAGCAGAAGUUGAAUUUCUCAAUUUUGUUUGACAGCCUUACUUUCUGGUUUUGCAACAUUGUAUAUAAUCUCUAUAUUUUUUAUGUUCAAGAGUGAGCCUGCAAGAGCGGAUGGGCUGGAGUGUGUGCUAUCCAUCUUGGGAUUUUUAUUAUAUUCCUUUGGUGGCAACUUCAAAAUAUGUUGUUUAUUGUUCUUUAUUGUUUGAAACCUAUGAACUAACAAAUGAUUUUCGAAUGCAGGCAGAGCGACACUAGGGAAAGAUUAGCAGGUAUGAAAUUAAAUCUGCUACCUGGGCUCUCUCGCUUAUCAUUGUUAUUAUGGAAUAUAGUCUUGAGAGCUAUGGCGGUUUUGUGAAUGUUAUUUUUUAUUGAUUUCUAAUUUUAAGUUUUGUAUCUCACAUGAAUGUGACUUUGUUUUUAGAGUAUUCCAAAAUAAAAUUUUGAAGAAAGGACAGAGUUUAACCUCAUGUUAUAUUGGAUGAACAAAAUAUUGUUGAAGAUGUAUUAGGUUUUCGUAUAGGCUUGGCAAAAUAGCUUUCUGAAUUUCUAGCCAAUCUCAUACAAUGAACUGUAUUUAAAUCGAUGAUAUACAUUUUCAUCUUUACCAUCGUUACCCUCGUGGAUUUUGACAAGCCCAUAUGUGACAUCCCAGGGGAAUCCACAAUUAUAUUAGUCCCACUUUAGUUCUGUAGUGUAUUGUGCAUUGUAAAUCUUUUUUCUUUAUCCAUUUGCCGUGUGGCUUCUGUCAUUUAGUUCUUUCUUCUGUUACUGUAGCCACAACUAUUUUUCUGUUUGCUUAUCUGAUAUAACUUUGGUAUCUUUUUUAUACAAUCACUGUUUUUGUGCUUUGAAUACCUUACCUUAAUGACCUAUUAGGUCCUUGCAUAAAAUAAUUUGCAGCUUCCAUUCAAUGUAAUCAAGGUGAGAGAACAGUGUAGGGUAAAGACCCAAAACACCAUGUAAAAGAAGAGAGAAAGGGGAAGAUGUGUAAGAACCUAGAGAGAGAAGCUUGGGAGAUAGAAGAAGAAUAGAGAAUGAUGAAGAAGAAAAUUGGAGGUAGAGGGAGACAGAUAGCAGUGACAUUAGGGAUUAUCAUGAUAAAUAUUUUAUAUAUAUUUAAUAAAUAUUUUUCCCUCUAUUGAAAGCUGCAUACGUCUGUAGUGAGACUAAAAUUUCAUGUUAGAUGUUGUUGAAAUCAAUUAACAAAAGAUAUGGAGAUGAAUUUUGAUUAGCAUAUGUGUCAAGUAUUGCUGCUUCUGCAAUUUAUGUAGUCCAAGGUUGUAGGAUGGAGUUACCUAUGUGUUGCCAUGUUGGAAUGAAAAUUUAUUAAGUCCAAGAUUGUAUGGUCGAGUUUCCUGCAAUUUAUUAAGUCCAAGGUUGAUGUUAAUCUUCUCAUUGUCAAUCAUGAAUAUCAAUUUUUGUGUGCUGGUAAUGUAAUGCCAAUAGUUGGGGAGGAAUGAAUAGUGAACUUGAUUUGUGAAGGCAAUGCCGGCUUACCUUAUUAUUUGCCUAGUUUUUCAUGCUAAAACAAUUUAGACAUUGAGCGAUGAUUUUGUUACAAAUAAACUAAUAGAUAAGAGGAACAUAAACAAUCUUCUAUAAUCUUCUUUGCAGCUCAUGGAAAAAGUUGUUCCAAUUGUGGAGAAGCGAAGACCACCACGUGUACUGCGGAGAGUCCACUCCAUGCAAUGGUAGUAAUUUAUUUACUCCCAUGUGAUCUAUGGGAUAAAAUAGAAAUUCUGUUUUUUAUGCAUGGUAGAAGGCGAGGCAAGGCAGCAUCUUUUUUGGAAAAUUAUUUUUGGUUGAGACAAAUCAUUCAACCAACCAGCAGAUAAUGUUUCUCCGCUACAAUGAAAAAGCCUAUUCAUUACAAUCUCAGUGAUGAAAUAUGUUAUUACUGAAGACUGGAGGAUGAUUUCUCUCUGAUGAUAGCAUUGAGAGAAGUGUUCACUCUUCUUUUUUCUUUUUUCUUUUUUUUUGGGUAGUUAGCAGGUAUUGUAAUACAGGCCUCAUGUCCCAGAGGAUGCUGGACUGGUAUAUUGUAUUUAUAUGUUAACAGGGUUAUGUCUCAGUGUUUAUGACAAAAAUAUAGGGUUGGUGAAUAGUGACUGGUUUUACUUUCUUGGACCGUGUAUUAUAUAACAUUAUUUUGCAGAAUCUGUAUUUAUUGGUUAAUGCUUCGUUA
Molecule: messenger RNA, 6212 nt
Organism: Camellia sinensis
Lineage: Eukaryota; Viridiplantae; Streptophyta; Magnoliopsida; Ericales; Theaceae
Source: RefSeq, a predicted model, not a curated record